AUGGUUUUCCAAAAGAAAAAUUUUGAUGAAAAGUGUGCAGCACUUUAUUCAGCUAUAAUUUUAUUAAUAAUUGGUUGUAAUAAUGAAAGAAAAUAUUCAAUUCAUGUUGCUCUUCAUGGAUGUAAACAAAGUAAAUCACUUAUUAGUAAUGUAUUUGUUAAAAAAGCAGGUUGUUUGAAAGUUGCUGAAUUAAAUAAUAUAAUUGUAUUAUUUCCACAAGUCAUUCAAUCAACAUGA
Messenger RNA from Rotaria sordida, 237 nucleotides. The record is from the annotation of a GenBank genome assembly. Lineage: Eukaryota; Metazoa; Rotifera; Eurotatoria; Philodinida; Philodinidae.